CUAAACAAGGUGAAGAUAUGUUAAUGGCUUCCCUAAGCAUGAAGUUCAUAUGCUUAGCCCUAGUGCUUCUUUUGACUUCUGCAUGCCUCUUCACUGCUCAUGCCCAUGGAGUUGUAGAAGAUGAUGCUGUUUCUUCAACUGAAAAGGAGGAAGAAGUGUUUGUUACUGGGAGUGGAAUUGGAGGGAGGAAAUUAAUGGUUGACAACAAGAGAGUGGAUACUGAAGGCAUCAAUGCAGGAGUUGGAGUGACCGGAAACCCUAAUUGGACAGCAAAUGAAGAACUCCAUGCAAAAGAAACAGGCAACAAAAGAAAAUGGCAGAAAAAGCCAACUCAUUUGCCUAAAACGGUAAAACAAGAAGAUGGUUUUGUAGCUUUCAGUGCUGAUUAUCAUGCACCUAGGCAUCACCCACCCAAAAACAACUGAAGGAAAAAGGAAGUGUUUAAUAUAAUAAAAUGUAAGAAGAUAGUUUCUGUUUCUUUUUGGAAGAAGAUAGUUUCUGUUUUUUUUGCUAGAUUAUAUACCCCUUUUUGUGACCAAUCUGUUUGUUUAUUACUCCUUCUUAUCAAGUGAUUGUCAGAUGGAUGU
Molecule: messenger RNA, 587 nt
Organism: Jatropha curcas
Lineage: Eukaryota; Viridiplantae; Streptophyta; Magnoliopsida; Malpighiales; Euphorbiaceae
Product: protein GOLVEN 7
Biological process (GO): cell differentiation; regulation of root meristem growth; positive regulation of cell population proliferation
Molecular function (GO): growth factor activity
Source: RefSeq, a predicted model, not a curated record